AUGGCGUCGACUCCUCCCCCCCUUUCUCAAGGCGUCGGCUAUGGUGUAGUCGUCGGCUUGGGUGCCCUCUUCGCAAUCGUCGUUGUGGGUAUUUCACGCUCGCUCGUCCGCUACGCUGGUAUUUCGAAAGAUGCUGAAGAGUUCAGUGUUGCUCGAAGAUCCCUUGGCACCGGUUUGAUUGCUGCAGCCGUGAUCAGUUCGUGGACCUGGUCCACUACGCUUCUUUCUUCUGUCUCCACUGCUUACAACUACGGUGUUGCAGGAGCCAUGCUGUACGCUUCAGGAAACUGCACUCAGAUCGUCCUCUUCUCGACACUUGCCAUCCAACUUAAACGUCGUGCUCCUUCGGUGCACACCUAUCUCGAGCUGGUACGCAUCCGCUUUGGAACUCUGCCUCACUUGACGUACAUCUUCUUUGCUCUCGCAACCAACAUCCUCGUAUGUAGCUCUGUGCUGCUCGGCGGUGCAGCAGCGAUCAACUCGAUCACUGGCAUGAACACGUAUGCGGCACUCUUCCUGCUCCCCGCCAGCGUCGUUGCCUACACGCUUCGAGGUGGUCUUCGCAGCACGAUCCUGGCUGAUUAUCUUCACACGGUCAUCAUCUUUGUCAUUCUCUUCGUUUUCUGGCUUCGUGCAUAUGCGACCUUCCCCGAAAUUGGUAGCCCUGCCGCCAUGUACGAUCUUCUCAUCAAUGCAUCCAAGAACAUCAACAUCGACGGCAACUAUGAUGGCAGUCCGCUCACGCUCAAGACAGAAGGCGGCCAGUACUUUGCAUGGCUUUCCGCUUUCGAAUACACGGGUGUUGUGUUUUUGGAUGCCUCUUUCCACCAGAAGGGUGUCGCCGCCAUGCCGGAAGCAGCUUUCCCAGGAUAUCUCAUCGGAGGUCUGGCGUGGUUCUCAAUUCCUUUCUGUCUGGCCACUACGGCGGGUCUUGCAGCUCUUGCACUCGAGACGACCUACCCUGGCUUCCCAACUUACCCCAACCGUAUCCCUAAAGCAGACGUCUCGGCCGGAUUGGUGCUACCGUACGCCGCUCAAGCUCUGUUGGGCAAGGGUGGUUCUGCUGCCGUGCUGCUCCUCAUGUUCAUGAGUUGCACGUCUGCAAUCUCGGCCCAAAUGGUGGGUGUCUCCACCGUCGUCUCUUAUGACAUCUUCAAGACCUACUUCAAGCCAACGAUCUCUGCCGACAACCUUUUGCGUACAAACCAGUACGUCGUUGCCGGAUUCGGACUUUUUGCCGCCGCCUUUGGCUCUCUUCUGCACGGAAUUGGUCUGGAUCUGGGAAUCAUUUACAACCUCACUGGAAUCUUUACCUGUGCUGGUUUGUCGCCGCUUAUCUUUACCUUCUUCGACACUCGACUGCAUCCUGCUGUGGUUUUCCCUGGUAUUUGGAUCAACUUUGCCAGUGGUGUGGCGGUCUGGCUUUCGGUCGCGUACCACACUUCUGGAGUCAUCAACUUGGCCAGUGUCGGUGGAGUUGUGCCAUGCUUGGCAGGAAGUGGAACUGGUAUUGGAGUCGGGCUGGUGCUGUCAACCUUGUCAGUGUUGUUCUUCCCGCGAGAGUUUGCCUGGAGCCGGAUUCCCGAAAUUCUCGAACAGCAACAUAAAGAGCAAGUGGAAAAGAUCGCCAAGCAUCACCACUCUCUUCCCUCGUCUGUCGGUGACAGCUCCCCCGAAGAAAAGCCUUCAAGCAUCUCGUCGACUGAUCCCCGCCUUCAACUCGAGAUCAUCGAAAACGAUCCCUCUUACAACCGUGCUCGACUUGACCGCGCCUUCCGCACCGCGGUGGCUGCGUCUCUGACCAUCUUUGUCGUGAUCACCAUCAUUUGGCCGUUUUCGCUGUACAGGGACUAUAUCUUCUCGCGAACCUUCUUCCAGGGCUGGGUGAUCGUCUCGUUCAUUUGGGCUAUCGCCGCCUUCACUGGCGUGGGAAUUUUCCCGCUGAUUCAGGGUAUCCCGGUCGCCAAGGUGAUUCUGGCCAAUAUUCGAAGCAAGGUUUCCUCCAGUGGCCAGCUCGAUACCACGCCCGCUCAACGAGCCGACGAUCGGAGGGGGUCGGCUGGUACAACGACAAACACCUCGAGUGGCCAUGCUUCACCAGAAAAGGCAAACAACAAUCUCCAGUCGCAGACCAAUGCCGCCUACAUUGCUUAG
Molecule: messenger RNA, 2154 nt
Organism: Mycosarcoma maydis (corn smut)
Lineage: Eukaryota; Fungi; Basidiomycota; Ustilaginomycetes; Ustilaginales
Gene: dur3-1
Product: putative urea permease
Exons: 2
Coding region: 1-2154 (717 amino acids)
Biological process (GO): putrescine transport; urea transmembrane transport; spermidine transport
Cellular component (GO): plasma membrane
Molecular function (GO): spermidine transmembrane transporter activity; urea transmembrane transporter activity; putrescine transmembrane transporter activity
Source: RefSeq, a predicted model, not a curated record